AUGUUGGCACAAGUUGCUUCAAGCCACGGCUUGCACACGCAUGAAGACUGCAGCUUGUCUCUUGGGAUUGGAGGCGAUUUUAUCUCACCCGAAAACGGAACGGUCAAGGGUCGAUGCGUGAAAGGAGACUUUCGGUUUCACGGCAGGCUUGAAUCGGUGACAUGUGCGCUUCAUUUCGAAAACUCCAAAAAAAAAAUAACAAUAACCCCCCCCACCUUCCCCCCUUCCCCCCGCCUGUGUGGAAUACUUAUGGCCCAACCCGAGAGAUCCCAAGAGAUCCAUGCGACUACGACUAGAGAUACAGAGUAUUGUAUUUCUGUAGAGCUGAACUCUGGUUUGACAGAAGAUUUCUCUCGAGGUCUACGUCGGAGCAAGCAGUAA
Molecule: messenger RNA, 381 nt
Organism: Chondrus crispus (carragheen)
Lineage: Eukaryota; Rhodophyta; Florideophyceae; Gigartinales; Gigartinaceae
Exons: 1
Coding region: 1-381 (126 amino acids)
Source: RefSeq, a predicted model, not a curated record